Molecule: messenger RNA, 780 nt
Organism: Fusarium sp. VM40
Lineage: Eukaryota; Fungi; Ascomycota; Sordariomycetes; Hypocreales; Nectriaceae
Source: the annotation of a GenBank genome assembly
AUGACUGUCCGGUUACACAACGGGCUCGCAACUCCACCUAUUCGCGAUGUACGACGUCGUGAUAGACGACACAAUCCUAUCGGUAUCAGUUCCUCCGCACGCGUAUCAGAGGAUGACAAAGAAGAGAUACAAGAUGUUGUGUAUAUCUCUUCGGGGUCAGACGAUGUCCCGGAGAAUAAUUCUACAACUCGUGAAGAGUUGACUCCUGUCUCUAAGGACGACGGAAAAGACGUUCAAGGAAAAAGUAUCGGCUUGGCAGACGGCGAGAACAACGGUUCUAUUCCAUGCAGGGGGUCUGCAUCAGCAUCAGUUAUCGACUCGACAGAUGACGAUACCGUAGAUGAUGUUUCCUGCACAUUCGUGGGACUCCUUGAGCCGGAACCAUCUGAAGCGAGCUUCCAAUUCAACGAAGAUACUGCACAUCAAGGCACAUCUAAUGGUCCUAUCGUUAACACCAGCCGCUUCCACCACGACUCGACAGAUCCAACCACCAUCCCAGGAACCCCCCAGUUUAACUUCUCCUUGGAGCACGGUUCCGCCAACCAUUCUGGCAAUCACGACAGAAUCAUUGACUACGUGGAUUGGGACUCGCAAAGUAAGCCCGUUACCUGUUUUCAGUGUUCUGGACAGUUUGAUCUUGACGAGAGUCAUGAAGCCGCGCGUCUGUUAUCCUUCUUUGAAGAUAGAAAUCGCAGAACAGAACCGGAUUACGCCGAAGAGUUUGAGGAUAUGCAUAAUCUUUUUUCGAAACAAAAAGAUUAUAAUGCACUAGAAGAGUAA